This is a messenger RNA of Lotus japonicus, 3819 nucleotides long. RefSeq lists its product as uncharacterized. Bases 1 to 3819 code for a protein of 1272 amino acids. The record is from RefSeq and is a predicted model, not a curated record. Gene Ontology annotation, molecular function: nucleic acid binding; RNA-DNA hybrid ribonuclease activity. NCBI's taxonomy places the organism in Eukaryota, Viridiplantae, Streptophyta, Magnoliopsida, Fabales, Fabaceae. The transcript has 3 exons.
AUGAUUGGCAAAUCAAAACCGCCUCAUGGAGCACGAAAUUCUAGUGAUGUUGUUGCUGUCUCUAAUUUUAAAAAGAAGGUGGGGCCCCCUAAUGCCUUCAAUUUCGUUGCUGGUAGCUCCAGCCAUGCAGCUGGAAAAGUCCAAGCAAUUAAAAAUAAUAAAAGGUCCAGAAUGGUGGGCCCAGAUGAUUCUCAACAUUUAGCCAUUCAGGAUUCUUCCACUCAAGAGGUGUUGCUAAGGGAGCAAUCAAGUAUGAUUAAUGAUGACUUAAAUGUCAAUGAUUCACUACGUAAAAUUGGUGCACAUGUGCAUGCCCUGGUAGGAGUCUAUGCUUGGACUUGCUCGGCUGUCUAUGCGAGCCCAACAGUGGUGAAUAGGGAUUCUCUCUGGGACCACCUCUCUAUUCUUCGUACUCAGAUUACCAAACCUUGGCUUGCGGUUGGUGAUUUUAACGAAAUUCUUUACCCUUCUGAGGUUAGAGGGGGUGCAUUCCUCCCUGGGCGAGCGCUUCGGUUUGCCUCCGUGUUGGACAAUUGUGAUUUGUUAGACCUUGAAGCCAAAGGGGGCCUCUUUACGUGGCACCGGAAAGAAAGAGGUAUCCUUCGUAUUUCUAAGAAGUUGGAUCGGGCUUUAGCUGAUAGUGAGUGGCGGUUGUCUUUCCCUGAAGCCUUUGUAGAAGUCCAAACUAGAAUGCACUCGGACCAUAACCCCAUCCUAGUAAGGUUCAAUGCACCAGAGGAGCGGACCAGAGACCGACCCUUUCGUUAUCUUGCUGCUUGGUCGAAUCAUGAUGAGUAUAGGAGUGUGGUUUCUAAUGCGUGGCGUGGAUCAGGAGGUAACCUUCAUGAGAAAAUCCAUCGGGUGCAGACUGAUUCCAUGUCCUUCAAUAAGCAUACUUUUGGUAAUGUGUUUCAACGGAAAAGGCACGUGGAAGGAAGACUUCGUGGUGUCCAACGUGAUCUUGACACUAGGGUGACUUCCAGUAUGGUUCAACUUGAGGAGCAGCUGCAAUUGGAAUACAGGGGUAUCCUUAGGAAUGAGGAGCUUCUAUGGUUCCAAAAAUCCCGGGAACAAUGGGUCAGGUUUGGUGAUCGCAACACAGCUUUCUUCCACACUCAAACCAUUAUCCGUCGGAAGCGCAAUAAAAUCCAUAGGUUGCAAUUGGGAGAUGGUUCUUGGAGCUCUGAUGAAGGGACACUAAGGAGUGAGGCCGAAAUUUUUUUCAAAAAUUUGUUUUGCACUGCUCCUGAUAUAUCUAAUGCUCAUUUUCAGGUUGAGAAUCUCCCAACAAUCCCGCACGAUUGCACAAAGGAUCUUUUGGAGCCGGUUUCCAAGGCAGAGGUCAAGAGGGCCCUUAUGUCCAUGAAAUCCUUCAAGGCCCCAGGCCCCGAUGGCUUCCAACCAGUGUUCUUCAAAAAAUAUUGGGACAUUGUUGGGGAGGAUAUUUGGAGGGUUGUGAGGGAUGCCUUUGUGACUGGCUCUAUUGACCCUGCUCUCGCUGAGACCUUGAUCGUUCUUAUCCCCAAGGUGGAUGUGCCGACUCAGAUGAAGGAUUUAAGGCCUAUAAGCCUUUGUAAUGUGGUGUACAAGAUCAUUACCAAGGUGUUGGUGUCUCGCAUUCGUCCUUAUCUGGAUCAAAUCAUUGGGCCGCUUCAGUCUAGUUUCAUCCCGGGUAGGGGUACAACCGACAAUGCUAUUUUGGCCCAGGAAGUUAUUCACUACCUUGCUCACUCCAUGGCUAAGAAGGGUUCCAUGGCUUUUAAGAUAGACUUAGAAAAAGCCUAUGAUAAGCUAUCUUGGGAGUUUUUGGAAGGUACUAUUAAGGACUUUGGCUUUCCUGAAGUUACUUGCCACUUGAUUAUGAAUUGUGUGACCUCCUCAAAGCUUGAUCUUCUGUGGAAUGGCUCCAAGCUUCCUUGGUUCAACCCGGUUCGUGGCCUCCGGCAGGGUGACCCUAUGUCCCCUUACCUCUUUGUUAUGUGUAUGGAGAAGCUUUCUGUGCGUAUUCAGAAUGCUGUGAGUGCGGGGCUUUGGCAUCCGAUUACUAUGUCUAGAGGGGGCCCUCCUCUUUCUCAUAUUCUUUUUGCAGAUGAUGUCCUCCUCUUCUGCAAGGCGAAAUCAUCCCAAGUGGAGGUGGUUGCGAGUAUCUUGGCUGAUUUUGGUUCAGCUCCUGGCCUUAUUGUCAGUGCGGCAAAAUCCAAAGCUCUUUGUUCUAAAGGUGUGCCCGCUGCGACUCGCCAUGAGAUAGCUCUUGCCUGCCUCAUUCGUGUGGUUAGAAGCUUGGGAAAAUACUUGGGAUUUCCCAUGCCUCGUCAAGAUGGUGGUAUCGGUGUGCGAGACACCUCUUUCGCAAAUACUUCCCUCUUGGGGAAGCUUGUGUGGACCUUGCUGCAAGAUCCUGAGAAACUUUGGGCGCGUGUUCUCUCCCAUAAGUACCUGGGCUCGAAAUCUAUCCUUGAUGUUGUUGCUUCGUCGUCGACGUCAAGCCUCUGGAAAGGCAUCCCGCGUGCUCGCGAUGUCCUCAAGGAGGGUUUCCGGUUCAAACUGGGCAAUGGAACAACCUCAAUCUGGUACCAUAAUUGGAGUGGGCAAGGUUCGCUUGCCACCAGGCUCCCCUUUGUUCAUAUAACUGACACAUCCUUGUCUCUUCGUGAUGUUAUUCGAGAUGGUAGUUGGAAUUUUUCUGGCCUCUAUACUAUCAUACCGCCAGACCUGCAGCAGUCCUUCCAUGCUAUUGUUCCGAGCCUUGAUGCUAGGCUGGUCGACUGUUGGACCUGGAAGCAUGAUCGGAAUGGGGUUUAUACGGCUGCCAGCGCUUAUUCUUGGCUCAUCUCGGAGGCUGCUCAGCCUUCGGUUCCCCCAUUGGUGCCUUGGAAGUUCAUUUGGAAAAUUGAGGCCCCGGAGAAAAUUAGAGUGUUUGUGUGGCUCCUCAUGCACGAUGUUAUCCAAGUGAAUAAUUUCAGGUUUCGCUGCCACUUGGUGUCUUCCCCAGCUUGUACCCGCUGCAACCAUCAUGUUGAAGAUAGUAUUCAUUGUUUGAGAGAUUGCAGGUUCGCUAGGGAGGUUUGGUCCAGGCUUGAUGCUCUCUCUUGGCCUGGUUUUCUUUCUGGGGAUAUUUUAUCUUGGUUCUUGUGUCAAGCGCGCGGUACACAUGCGUCCCUUUUCGCCACAGCAAUCUGGGGGAUUUGGAGGUGGCGUAACAAUGCUCUUUUGGGUGACAAUAGCUGGAGCGCGAUGAGCACAGUUCAGCGGAUCCUCCAUGAUCACCAUGAGCACAUUACCUAUUUGUCAUCUGACCUGUUGAGUUUAACAGGGAGUGUGGCUGUGGCGCGGUGGAGCGUUCCCCCUGCUGGUAGGCUUAAGCUGAAUACAGAUGGAGCAUUCGAUCAUGUUGGCACGAGAUCGGGAAUGGGGGGCCUCGUGAGGGAUGCUUCUGGUUAUUGGGUGUGCGGGUUUUAUGCGGGUGCGACUAGUGCAAACCCUCUUCUGGCAGAAAUUGAGGCUCUGAAGCUGGGAUUGAAUAUGUUAUGGGAUGCAAAUUUGAGAUGUGUUGAUUGUGAAGUGGACUGCCUUGAUAUUGUCCAGGCUUUAGCUAAUAACACUUAUCAAUUCCAUGUUCAGGCCUCCAACUUGCUAGAAUUAAAGCUGCUCUUGGAUCGUGAUUGGGAUGUGGAGCUCAGGCAUAUCUCUCGAGAUGCAAAUGACGCUGCGGAUUGUCUUGCCGGGUUGGGUAGUCGUCUUCAAUGCUCUUAUACCUAUCUUGAGGUUCCUCCUCACGAGCUUUGUCCCAUCUUGGCUAGGGACUUGUUAGCCUUGUAG